AUGAAUUCAUAUUCACCACCAUGGAAAAUUUUAAAACCCACCCCUUUGAAUCUUCUUCAAAAAUCAACACUAGAUGAAGAAGAGCCCUAGAUUCUUGAGGGAAGUAGUAAAGAAAUUACUUUUAACGAACUUCUUAUUGUACUAAAUUAUCAUCCAAAUACAGAAGUAACUUAUAUCAAGAGAUAAGUAUUAAAAUGUAAAGGGAUAUCAAAUAUUGGAUGGAUGAACCCUUGUCUUGACUCAGAAAACAAUCAGACUUCAUAAAAUAAAAGGUCAAUUUUAAAACAAACCUAUAAUAGAAGAUUAUAAUGA
Molecule: messenger RNA, 312 nt
Organism: Paramecium pentaurelia
Lineage: Eukaryota; Ciliophora; Oligohymenophorea; Peniculida; Parameciidae
Source: the annotation of a GenBank genome assembly